This is a messenger RNA of Verticillium alfalfae VaMs.102, 378 nucleotides long. RefSeq lists its product with no specific name. Lineage: Eukaryota; Fungi; Ascomycota; Sordariomycetes; Glomerellales; Plectosphaerellaceae. Bases 1 to 378 code for a protein of 125 amino acids. The transcript is spliced from 2 exons. The record is from RefSeq and is a predicted model, not a curated record.
AUGCCGCAUCAGUUGCAAACUCCGAUCGUUCUGACUCCUGGCGGAAGCAACUUCUUGUACGUACAGACUGACACGCUCGCUGUGGAAGAGAGGCGCAACCAUUUAUUCCUACGAAAACUUAACCUUGACACCAAAGGGAAGGGUCUGGAACGCCCGCCUAUAAUAUUCGAUGGCCUUCUUCCUCGGAUCGAGACACGUGGGCAGAGCAGAGUUUCCUCCACCAAGAGCGGCAAGAAGAAGGACGACAUCAGCAGACCACAGGAUUGCGUCCAUCAAGAUGAGAGUGUGAGUCUGAGCGAUGCAGCAAAGCGUUCUGAACCAACGGCGGUUGACGACACUGCAGCCUUUCCAGCUUCACGCCAGGAGAAUCAAGAUUGA